AUGGUGCCAACAGUAAGCCUGGAGCCCACGAGCCGCAGCUGCUGGGACGAGCCGCUGAGCAUCGCCGUGCACGGCCUGGCCCCCGAGCAGCCCGUCACGCUGCGCGCCGCCCUGCGAGACGAGAAAGGCGCGCUCUUCCGAGCCCACGCGCGCUACCGCGCCGACGCCCGCGGCGACCUGGACCUGGCGCGCGCGUCCGCGCUGGGCGGCAGCUUCUCCGGGAUCGAGCCCAUGGGGCUGCUCUGGGCCUUGGAGCCCGAACGGCCCUUCUGGCGCCUGAUCAAGCGCGACGUGCAGACGCCCUUCGUGGUGGAGCUGGAGGUGCUGGACGGCCACGAGCCCGACGGCGGGCGGCUGCUGGCGCGGGCGGUGCACGAGCGUCACUUCAUGGCCCCCGGGGUGCGGCGCGUGCCCGUGCGCGAGGGCCGUGUGCGCGCCACGCUCUUCCUGCCUCCAGGAAAUGGACCCUUUCCUGGGAUCAUAGACCUUUUUGGAGUUGGCGGUGGCCUUCUGGAGUAUCGGGCUAGUCUGCUGGCUGGGAAGGGCUUUGCGGUCAUGGCUCUGGCUUAUUAUAACUACGAUGACCUCCCCAAGGACAUGGACACUGUCAACCUGGAGUACUUUGAGGAAGCUGUGAACUACCUGCUCAGUCACCCUCAGGUCAAGGAGCCAGGAAUUGGCCUGCUGGGGAUUUCCAGAGGGGGUGAACUCUGCCUUUCCAUGGCCUCUUUCUUGAAAGGCAUCACGGCUGCUGUCAUCAUCAAUGGUUCUAUGGCCAAUGUUAUUGGGAAAUUGUGCUAUAAGGAUGAGACCCUGCCCCCUUUGAGCACAAAUGUAGAUCGAAUCAAGGUGACCAAAGAUGGCAUUAAAGAUAUUUUUGAUGUCCUGAGUUGCCCUACAGAAGGACCUGAACAGAAGAGCAUCAUCCCUGUGGAGAGGUCUGACACGACCUUCCUGUUGCUUGUAGGUCAGGAUGACCGCAACUGGAAGAGCGAGUUCUAUGCCAAUGAGAUCUCCAAACGCUUACAGGCCCAUGGGAAGGAGAAGCCCCAGAUCAUCUGCUACCCAGAAGCAGGGCACAAUAUUGAGCUUCCUUAUUUCCCUUGGUGCAAGGCUUCCCUACAUGCCUAUUUUAGAAUGCCUGUCGUCUUUGGGGGAGAGCCCAGGGCUCAUGCCAUGGCCCAGGUUGAUGCGUGGCAGAAACUCCAGACUUUCUUCCACAAACAUUUGGAUGGUGAAGUGAGGACACCCGCAGCAAAACUGUAAUUUUCUUUGGGUGGUGACAUUUCUGAUGCUGAUCACUCCUGAGAAUGGCUGUCACUGUUAAGAUAUAUAUAUAUAUAUAUAUAUAUGUAUGUAUGUAUGUAUGUAUGUAUAUAGUGGUUCCUACUUUCUUAUGAUGCCAAGGAUUGAGCCCAGGGCUUGUGCAUGGUAGACUAACACUCUGUCACCAAGCUAUCCCACUGUACCUUAGAUGGCAGCAAUUUUAAAGAAACCUGAGAGGCUGAGAAGUGUAUCUGCUCUCUGGCACAGCCUGCAACCCACAACUCCAGUUCUAGCAGGAGAAGUGAAUAACACGGGCAAAUGCAGUCAUGAUGUAGUUUAGCAACUAUUUGCUAAAUGACUUAAAUACAUCUUUGCUGUACAAGAAAGCAUAUGCAGUGGCCCCUUGUGUAUGUGGGUCCACAUUGCAGAUUCUACCACCCAUGGAUGGAACCGAAGACAGCACUGUAUCUGUGCUGAACAGACAGGGGCCUUUGGGGGCCAUUCAUCGUUCCUUAAGCUUUAUGCCAUGGUAUAGGAGCUAUUUGUACCAUGUUUGUGUUACUCUUAGAGAUGUAAGUACCCUGGACGUGAUCUUAAAGUUUUAGUGAUUAUUUUCAGAUUACAUGCCAAUUCCACACCACUUUAUACCAAGUGCAUGAAUCACUGCAGCUUUGAGGCCCGGAUACAGUAAAUGACUGUAAUAUCAAAAGCAUUACACCAUCAGCUUUGGGCUUCUCUACUUAGAAUGGAAGUCAUAACACUUUUGUUUCAAACUAUUUACUACUUAGACAUAAAACUAAUAAAACAUU
Molecule: messenger RNA, 2075 nt
Organism: Mesocricetus auratus (golden hamster)
Lineage: Eukaryota; Metazoa; Chordata; Mammalia; Rodentia; Cricetidae
Product: acyl-coenzyme A thioesterase 5
Exons: 3
Coding region: 1-1266 (421 amino acids)
Biological process (GO): acyl-CoA metabolic process; fatty acid metabolic process
Molecular function (GO): fatty acyl-CoA hydrolase activity
Source: RefSeq, a predicted model, not a curated record